AGUCAGUGUUGAGUGCCAAAUGACUUCUUCCGAAUCUUCCUCCUCAAGUAGCGAGGCUGGCGGCUCGUCAAGCUUUGAAGAGGCUCUAGAGUGGGAGGAUUGGAAAGGGGACAUACCCUUCAUUCACCACGCCAUUGCUGGUUCAUGUGCUGGUAUUGCUGAACACGUGGCCACGUUCCCUUUAGACACUAUAAAGACCCGAAUGCAAGCCUAUUCUGGUGCUGGUGGCAGCGUACGAUUAUCAGCCGUUUUAGAGGCGGUACGGUCUGAGUACGGUCUUAAAGGCUUCGUUCGGGGCUGGGGAGCGAUAGCUACUGGCUGUGUCCCGGCUCAUAUCGCUUUGUUUUCCGUAUAUGAGAAAUUAAAGAACGUAAUGGGUGUUCAAAACGAGCACUGUGCGUAUCGCGUGCCCAAGUCACUGCUAUGUGGUGCACUAGCCCAGUUCGCCCACGAUAGUAUACUAACGCCGAUGGACGUCGUGAAGCAACGGUUGCAACUUGGGUGUUAUCGAGGAACCUUCCACUGUGUCAAGAGCAUGGUACGUACAGAAGGCGCUGUGUCACUUUUCCGGUCCUUGCCUAUAACGGCACUAAUGAACGCCCCACAAGGAGCAGUGACUGUAGCUGUGAAUGAGGCUAUCAAACGUGUAUGGGGAAUAGGAGAGGGCGAUAAGAAUCAUCUGCCGGCCUACUUUAUAGCCGCGGGAAUAGCUGGUGGUAUAGCAUCAUUGACUACCCAGCCCUUGGAUGUUAUUAAGACCCGUCUCCAGACUCAGGACUGUUUGUGUCGAAAGGACCAGACCAAAAUGCGGCCUCAGAUUUGUCCUCGGAAGGCAGCUGCCUUACAGGCUCGUGGAAUCGUCUCAGCCACCGGGGAACUCCUCGUGGACCCUUCUGAGAUCCCAGAGGCCACCAUGGCCAAGCUCAAGGCUAGAGGUAUCGACCUCAAUAACAUCAAAGCGAGCAUGGCCCCUCCGAUGAGGGCAGCCCAGACCGCCCCCCGGUACGGAUCAGUGUCGUCUGCAGCUAAACUAAUAUGGAAAGAGGAGGGCUUCAGAGGAUUCUUCAGAGGCAUGGUACCGAGAUUCUGCCUCGCCAUACCGGCUACUGCGACCUGUUGGGGAACCUACGAGACCGUCAAGGCUCUAUUAGCCCGACUGUGAUCGUCAACUUAGCCAUUCGUUUCACUGCCGUGUACUAUAAACUGGCGGCUCCAAAUGAACCGCAUACAAUUGGAAAGGCAUAUCUAAGCCUCUGCUGUAUUAUACUCACCGUUCGAAGUUUGCUUUCACUGGACUAGCAU
Messenger RNA from Perkinsus marinus ATCC 50983, 1302 nucleotides. RefSeq lists its product as hypothetical. The transcript is spliced from 11 exons. Gene Ontology annotation, biological process: iron import into the mitochondrion. Gene Ontology annotation, molecular function: ferrous iron transmembrane transporter activity. Bases 20 to 1162 code for a protein of 380 amino acids. Gene Ontology annotation, cellular component: mitochondrial membrane. The record is from RefSeq and is a predicted model, not a curated record. Lineage: Eukaryota; Perkinsozoa; Perkinsida; Perkinsidae.